Molecule: messenger RNA, 711 nt
Organism: Blumeria graminis f. sp. triticale
Lineage: Eukaryota; Fungi; Ascomycota; Leotiomycetes; Helotiales; Erysiphaceae
Source: the annotation of a GenBank genome assembly
AUGGAAGAACAAGUCCAACGCUUAGUGAACAAGGUCUGGGCAACCCACAAAAUCUCUCCACCUGACCAACGUCUUAUGAUUGCCAUUUCGGGUAUACCUGGAGCUGGUAAAACAACGCUGGCGAAGACGGUCACUGAUCGCCUUAAUACCCUUUCCCAGGCCUCACCUCUUCGGCCUCUUGCUGCCUACGUUCCAAUGGACGGCUAUCAUCUCACGCGUGCGCAACUUGACGCCCUACCGGACCCUGCCCAGGCUCAUGCUCGUCGUGGCGCAGCUUAUACCUUUGAUGCAGCAUCGCUUUUGUCGCUCGUUGUGGCCCUCAGAGAGCCUCUCGGCGCGUCGACACGCACCAUCUACGCGCCCUCAUUUUCGCAUGCCCUCAAAGACCCAGUUGAAAAUGAGAUUUCAAUAUCACCCUCAACUCAGAUACUCAUCUUCGAAGGCAACUACCUCACACUCGACAAAGAGCCCUGGAGCCAGAUCUCAAGGCUCUUCAAUGAGCGCUGGUUUUUGGAGGUUGGCUUUGACAUUGCGCGAAAGAGGCUCGUAGCGAGGCAUCUUGCGGCGGGAAUCGCGAGCUCGGAGAAAGAAGCUUGGAGAAGAAUCGAGGAGAAUGAUAUGAUUAACGCCCUAGAAAUCGUACAGCAUCGGGUAGCCAUUGAUGAGCUUAUUCAGAGUUUGGAUACCGCUGUACAAGAGCCAAGUCACUGA